AUGGGUACGGAACGCUCUCAGCCAGGAGCUGAGCCUUAUGUUACAGGGCACUGUUCCGUGAGUGCCUUGAUCACCAAAGACUCUCCUGCCAAAAUUCGACACGGAAUGUCAUCGACUGUACAAACAUACCAUGAAGAGACAGGCCAAUCCUGCCUACUUUCGCUACCCCUCGAAUUACGACGAGAAAUCUACUGUCACUAUUUCACCUCCAACCUUGCCGAACACAACACUUUAUUACCUAUAUACCAUCUUGUCCAAGACGACAAGAAUUGCAAUGUUUACUGCCUGAGGAAAUGUCACACUAAGAUUCUGACUGUCAGUCGUCAAGUCUAUUUCGAAGCGCGGGAUAUUCUCUAUAGAGAUACCACAUGGCACAUCAGUUUCAAUUCUUUGAAAGCCAGAAUAGAUCCAGAGACUGCUAGUUAUGCAUCUUUGCGAGCAUUUCGCAGUCAACCAGAAUUUCGAUUCAUUCAGAAUAUCUCCGUGGGUGUUAUGUUCCAUACUGUCAAUAAGACAUCUGUCUGGACAUCAGAGGACCGUAUUCGUCUCGAGGUCAACUGCAAGUUGUUAAAUUUCAUCUGCGAAACAUUACUCCGGGCGCCAAACCUGCGGACACUGAAGCUAUUAUGGCAUGAUCCGAUUGAGCAUGGAGACUGGGAAGAGAAGCGUGACUGUCUAACAGCAUUGGCCAGACUGCCAGAGACAGUUGAAUGUGCGGUUUUCUUAGGAAAGGAGUCAGCGACCGUGCAUUGUCCUCUCCGAGAUAUCUGCCGUCAGACAAGCCUUUCGGCACAGGAGCGCGCAGCAAAGGUGGAUCUCAAUCGAUACUUGAAGACCGUUCGGCAACAGCAUCAGGCUUGUUCCCAGGUCACCUGA
Letharia columbiana is the source of this 876-nucleotide messenger RNA. RefSeq lists its product as uncharacterized. Lineage: Eukaryota; Fungi; Ascomycota; Lecanoromycetes; Lecanorales; Parmeliaceae. The coding region runs from base 1 to 876 and encodes 291 amino acids. The transcript is spliced from 2 exons. The record is from RefSeq and is a predicted model, not a curated record.